AUGCAGGACGACUUGGCUCCCAUUCCAUGGCACCCUCUCCUCAAGGCCGGUCGACAACUGUCGAGCUGGUUCUUCUCCAACCCGCCUCGCGCUCUACCCCUGCCUCACGCCAUGUGCCCCCCUGAGCAAUAUUCCGACAGCUCCCCCGACUACUCGCCAGAAGGGCCGGUUCCAAUGGAGCUCGACGGCGCACCCUCACCCACCUCCCAACUCCACAUCAACGCCCUUCCGGUCGAGUUGCUCUGCGAAAUCUUCGCUCUCUACACUCACGCAUUCAAUGACGGAAACCCAGUCGCGCCUGACGAGGAUACACGUACGCGCCGCCGUCGCAAACGCGACACGCCGAGACGCUUUGGACGCGUCAGUACUCACAAGAACUCGUCCACGAACCCCAUCCAGCUUGGCCAUGUCUGUGGGUAUUGGCGCACGUUGUCGCUGUCGAUGCCCAUAUUAUGGUCUACUAUCUACGUUUCGUCCCCAAAUCGUUCCGACAUACCAAUAUUCGCAACGUGGAUCGAGCGUUCAGGAAGCAGUCCCCUUCAUUUGAAGAUCGCGCACUCCGAAGGAAACUGUCCCGGUGAUGCUUUUUCCGAGAUAUUUCAUCUCGCCUUCAACCAGCAGCAUCGUUGGGCACACAUCGCGAUGUGCCUUGGCGCCGGUGCCGAGGACCCUCUUCGAGCCCUCCAAGAGGAGAGUUCAUUUCCUGCCUUCCCUGCGCUCAAGAGCGUCGACAUUCACCUCAAAGACUGGACCCCUGCGGGAACCUCGAGGCUCCAUGCUUGGCUUGGCACCGCGCCCAACCUACAGAAGGUUCUGUUGCGAAACCUCUGGAGCAUCAAUCAUAUGCUCUCCAGUUAUCCUUGGGAUCGCCUAGUCGACGUGGAGCUCGCCUAUCUCGACUCAACUCAACUGGGCGAUGUCCUGUCUACGUGUAGAAAUAUCUCCAGCUUGGCCAUCCACGAUAUCGUGGGUCCAUUGGAAUCCCUUUCAGAGCCCAUCACCUUCCCCCAACUUCAUCGCCUCAUGAUUGGCGGGGCAGGCGGGGCUGACAUAUCUGUGUUAUUGGACCAUCUCGAAUUGCCCUCCCUGAAAUGCCUCCAAUUGCCCAGGGGCUUUGGAUUUGAUUACCAACCGGAGCAGGCUUCCCAACGUCUCCUCCAGCUCCUUCACCGUUCCGAGUGCAAACUGGAAAGUCUCCUCAUCUCGCGCCUGGACGAGGAUUUUGUCACAGACCUCCUUGCAUCACAGCCUAUGAAUGGCCUCAAACAUCUUACAGUCCACUCCAAGACCUCUGGGAGUAUCCUCAAGGCUUUAUCCUCGCCCUCGAGGUUCUUGCCGGGACUGUCACACCUAGUGCUAACCAAUCUCGAUUCCCAUGAGGGGGAAUUGCUGGAAAUGGUUCAGUCGCGAGCUGCCAACCUCGCCGAUGCGAAGUUUCACCAUGUUGAGGUAGCUUUCAUCAAAUCUAGCCAUUCCGUCCCCUACGAGAUUCACUGGAGCCAAUGCUAUCCUUCAAAUAGUAGUGUAGUGUAG
This is a messenger RNA of Coprinopsis cinerea okayama7#130, 1533 nucleotides long. RefSeq lists its product as hypothetical. The transcript has a single exon. The coding region runs from base 1 to 1533 and encodes 510 amino acids. The record is from RefSeq and is a predicted model, not a curated record. NCBI's taxonomy places the organism in Eukaryota, Fungi, Basidiomycota, Agaricomycetes, Agaricales, Psathyrellaceae.